AUGGACAAAAUAAAUGACUUGAGUGAUAGGGCUAGGGCGUACCCCUCAGGCGACGCGCAGGGGCAGCACCCGGCUCUUGUGGGAAGUGGACAAGGGUUGUCGCACCAGAACGGGCGGGUGCGACGUAAGAAGCGAGCCCAGAGUGUGAGAGAAGUAAGGUUGAGGUGUGCGAGCUGGAAUAUAGGAACGAUGACUGGAAGAGGAAAAGAGCUGGCAGAUGUGUUAAAAAGGCAAAGGAUAAAUGUAGCGUGUCUGCAAGAAACAAAAUGGCGGGGUGGUAGUGAUGGAAAGAGAAAUGGUGUGGGUGUAGUUUUAGACAACAGGUUGAAAGAAAGUGUGAUUGAUGUUAAAAGAGUGAAUGAUAGACUGAUAGCGGUUAAAGUGAUUGUGGACGACAUCAUCUUCAACAUAGUAAGUGUAUAUGCGCCACAAUCAGGCUGUGAAGAGAGUGUGAAGGAGAAGUUUUGGAACGACUUUGACUGUUUGAUGAUGAAUGUGCAGGAUAAUGAGGAAGUGUUUAUAGGUGGUGACUUUAAUGGACACGUAGGAAGAGAGAGUGAUGGAUAUGAGAGAGUGCAUGGUGGUUGGGGACUCGGAAACCGGAACGUUGACGGCGAGGCACUGUUACUAGCUGCCUGUGCCUUCGACCUGGCCAUAACUAAUACGUGGUUUAAGAAAAGAAAGGAACACCUUAUAACCUACAAGACAGGCCACCACGCGACACAGAUAGACUUCUUCUUGAUAAAGCGAAGGAGUCUAUGCUGUGUUAAAAGCUGCAAAGUGCUGCCAGCCGAAGCAUUAGUUACCCAACACAGACUGAUUGUUUUGGAGGUCAAAUUUAGUGUCUCGCCCAAAAUCAGGAAACACCGACGCCCCCCAAAGACACGAUGGCGUAUGUUACAGAAGGAAGAAUGUGCUACUAUGUUUAGGAAUCAAGUUGUGGAUAAGAUGACGGAAAUGAGUGACAUGGAAGGAAAAUCUGUGAAUGAAUGCUGGAAUGAGAUGGCGAAGUUUAUAAGAAAAAGCGCAAAAGACGUAUGUGGAGAGUCAAAAGGUAAAGGUUUGAUAGACAGGGAUACAUGGUGGUGGAAUGAAGAGGUACAAAACGUCCUUAAAGAAAAAAAGGUCGCGUUUAAAGAAUGGCAAGGGGUAGAAAUUAUGAAUGUAAGUUUGAAAGAUGAGAAAAAGGCACUUUACAAUGAAUGCAAGAAGAGAGCAAAGAAGGCGGUAGCAGUUACCAGAGCUAGGGCGCAGAAGAGGUUAUAUGAAACUCUAGAUAGCCCUAUUGGCCAAAAGGUACUCUACCGAAUUACAAAAGAGAGAGAAAGACGAGCAAGAUAUGUAAUACAUAUGAAAUGCAUGAAAGAUGAGUGUGGAGAUUUACUAUGUGAAGAUGACAAAAUUAAAGAGCGAUGGAAGGUGUAUUUUGAAAAACUUAUGAACGAAGAGAAUGACUGGAAUGGUAUACUUCAAGAGGCACAGGUUAAUAAUAGCUUGGAGGAAGUAAUGACAGCAGUUAAAGGGAUGAAAGAUGGUAAGGCUUUGGGACCGGAUGCAAUAACCAGGUGA
Messenger RNA from Trichoplusia ni (cabbage looper), 1569 nucleotides. RefSeq names its product craniofacial development protein 2-like. Gene Ontology annotation, cellular component: nucleus. Gene Ontology annotation, molecular function: catalytic activity. The transcript has a single exon. Gene Ontology annotation, biological process: chromatin remodeling. The coding region runs from base 1 to 1569 and encodes 522 amino acids. NCBI's taxonomy places the organism in Eukaryota, Metazoa, Arthropoda, Insecta, Lepidoptera, Noctuidae. The record is from RefSeq and is a predicted model, not a curated record.